This is a messenger RNA of Alternaria burnsii, 1365 nucleotides long. RefSeq names its product nadh-cytochrome b5 reductase 3. The record is from RefSeq and is a predicted model, not a curated record. Gene Ontology annotation, molecular function: oxidoreductase activity. Gene Ontology annotation, cellular component: endoplasmic reticulum. Bases 1 to 1365 code for a protein of 454 amino acids. Lineage: Eukaryota; Fungi; Ascomycota; Dothideomycetes; Pleosporales; Pleosporaceae. The transcript has a single exon.
AUGGCCGACGGUGUAUACACUCUUCAGGAGGUAGCGAAGCAUACCAGCAAGACUGACCUUUGGGUCACCUUGUGGAAUCACGUCUACGAUGUAACAGACUACCAAGAAGACCAUCCUGGUGGUAAGGAGUUCCUGCUCGAAAACGCUGGCACAGAUGCAACUACCGCAUACGAGGAUAUCGGUCACUCCACAGACGCCAGAGAAAUUCUCGAAAACUUCCGCAUUGGACGUAUCGCAGACGAGGACUGGACCGACCAUGAAGCCGCAAAGAUGCCCACGAUCAUCCCCAGCAGAGUUCAUGUUGUGAACAAUCUGCCUGUGCCAAAGUCGUAUCGCUUCCAUCUUUCAGCGCUCGGCUUUGGUCUAGCAUCUGUCGUACUCUCCAUUGUAGCCGGUCGAAGAUUUUCUCCGCUCCUGCACCGCUUCCAGAGCGCUGGGUUCUGGAAGGGAUUCGCGGUCUCUUCUCUUGCCAGCAUGGCUUUGGCUGGAUAUGCCAGUCUAUGGGCAACGAAGAGCUUCGACGUCGCACACAAGGACUUCCAAUCCUACCCGGCACAUUUCAAAGCCAAGUCAACUUCGUCAAAACCAUCGAGGAAGAAAGACAUCAACCUUGGUGUUCUCAAUGCUCGUGUCUACCAGCCCUUCCCAUUGAUUGACAAGUUCAACAUUUCUCACGACACUAUCCGCUUCGUCUUUGGGCUGCCCAAUGAAAACUCCGUUCUUGGUUUACCGACUGGUCAGCACAUCGCAAUCAGACACGAGAUAGACGGAAAGCAGCUUGCACGAUCAUACACGCCAACAUCCAGCAAUAAAGACCGUGGCCGCCUGGAACUCACCGUCAAGAUUUACGAGGGCGGUAAACUGACACCCUACCUGAGCAAACUGAACAUUGGCGACACUGUUGAGAUUCGAGGACCAAAGGGCGAGAUGAAGUACCACAAGAAUCUUGUAAAGGAACUCGGAAUGAUCGCUGGUGGCACUGGUAUCACACCCAUGUUCCAGCUCAUCCGCCGCAUCUGUGAAGACCCCCGCGACAACACCAAGACGACCCUACUAUACGCCAACAAGACUGAAGGCGACAUCUUGCUCAAGGAUGAACUUGACAAGUUCGCUGAGAAGCACGACCAGUUCAAGGUUCACUACGUUUUGAGCAACCCAUCGGAGAGCUGGAAAGGAGAAAAGGGUCGGAUUAGUAAGAAGAUGAUUGAAGAGCGUCUCCCUGCACCAGCUGGUAUGGACUCCAAGGUUCUUGUUUGCGGACCGGAUCCUAUGAUGGAUUCCAUGAUCAACUAUCUGCAAGAACGCGGCUUUAAGGCACCUGGCAAGAUCUCCAAGCCGCAGGAUGAGAUUUUCACUUUCCAGUGA